Vanrija pseudolonga is the source of this 321-nucleotide messenger RNA. RefSeq lists its product as uncharacterized. Bases 1 to 321 code for a protein of 106 amino acids. The transcript has a single exon. Lineage: Eukaryota; Fungi; Basidiomycota; Tremellomycetes; Trichosporonales; Trichosporonaceae. The record is from RefSeq and is a predicted model, not a curated record.
AUGCACGUCACCAACAACACCUUAGACACUGGACUCAUGAGCAAGACUGCGGCCACCCCGUUGGUGGUGGACUCUCGUCGCAACCGCAGGCCGGCCGCCAUCCCCGUCACGGUUCAGGAGAGCGACUCUGGCGCGCAGGUCAUCCACAUUGUCGAGUAUGUGCCGCCCGCGUACGACCCCACCCGCCCCCACUCGGGCGCUGUUACCAACACGACCGUGAGGCCCAGCGCCGCCGCCGUGACCGUCGCUGGCACCGAGACCGUCGUGGACGACCCCACCAAGCCGGGUGGCAUGCGCCCCCUCCCCUCGACGCCAUUUUAG